CGCAGUGCCAAGCGCGGUCAUGGAAGGCUUUUAGCGCAGUUGAAAUGCCGAAUCUCAAACAUUUCUUUUUGGAGAGUUACAUUAGCCUCUUCCUCGUGGUGCAUUUCUUAAAUCUUUCAUUUAUCGCUCAAUCUUUACCAAGUGUUAUUAAAAUAGGAGGCUUAUUUGACACUGACGAUGAUGAGCAAGAGCUAGCUUUUCGAAUUGCAGUAGACAAAAUAAAUGGUGACACUAGUGUUUUGCCGCGCUCAAGAUUGGUUGCGGAAGUUGAGAAAGUUGCUAUCGAUGACAGCUUUAGAGCGACGAAAAAAGUAUGCUCGUUGCUGGAAACUGGGAUUGCUGGAAUCUUUGGUCCUCAAUCUGAUGUCACCAGCAUGCAUGUGCAAUCAAUCUGUGAUGCCAUCGACAUUCCCCACGUAGAAACUAGAUGGGAUUUUCAAUUACAAAGAGCUGAUAUGUCCAUUAAUUUAUUCCCCCGACCUUCAGUUCUAAGCCAAGCCUACGUAGACCUUGUUAAGAUAUGGGGUUGGAGGAGCUUUUCUUUAGUCUACGAUGAGCAUGAAGGUGUGAUUCGCCUUCAAGAUUUUUUAAAAGAAGCACAGGUGAAUGAUUGGCGAGUCCAGCUAUAUCAAUUUCGCCCAACACAAGCCUACAGAGAUAUCUUUUGGAAGAUCAAAUCAGCAGGAGAAUCAAAAAUUGUUCUCGAUGUCAAACGAGACACUUUGCGCACAGUUUUAAAACACGCUCAACAAGUCGGAAUGAUGACAGAAAGUCAUAAUUACCUCAUCACUUCUUUAGAUCUUCAUACCAUAGAUAUGGAAGAUUUUAAGUAUGGCAAGACAAAUAUCACUGGGUUUCGAUUAGUCGACGAAAACAAUGCGGACCUUCAAGGUCUUGUCGUAGAACUUAAUACAAAAUGGACAGGAGCCAUCCGAAAACUUGAUUUUCCAAUUAAAACAAUUCGAACCGAAACUGCCUUGAUGUACGAUGCUGUACAACUCUUUGCCAAGGCACUCCAAGAUUUAGAUGGAAGUAAAUCUAUAGAAUUUCCUCCAAUUUCAUGUGAUAGUGGUUUGCGAGGAUUAGAUGGUAGCAGUAUUAUUAAUUUCAUGAAACCCAGUAGUAUACAAGGCCUUACUGGAAAAGUAAAAUUCGACGAACAAGGCUUUAGAUCUGAAUUCGUUUUGGAUCUCAUUUAUUUAACUAAAGAUGGAUUAGAAAAAAUUGGAGUGUGGGCGCCUGGCAAAGGUAUAAAUAUUACUAAAAAUAUGUCCAAUGGAUACGACACCCUUUUACUGCAAAACAAAACGCUCAUUGUAACAACCUAUGUGAACUCCCCUUAUGCUAUGCUAAAAGACUCAGCUGAAAAACUUACAGGCAACGCACGAUAUGAAGGUUUCUGCAUUGAUCUCAUUGAUCAUUUAGCCAAACAUUUAGGUUUUAAAUAUAUUAUUAAAGAAGUGGCAGACAGAAAAUAUGGCAUCAAAAAUGAGAAUGGAGAGUGGAAUGGCAUGAUUGGUGAACUUAUUAGAGGAGAUGCUGAUAUUGCAAUUGUAGAUCUCACAAUCACAUCUUCCCGAGAAGAAGCGGUAGAUUUCACAAUGCCUUUCAUGAAUACUGGCAUCAGUAUACUUUUCAAAAAACCUACAACCAAAGUGACAACUUUAUUUUCUUUUCUAUCCCCUUUCUCAAUGGAAGUUUGGAUUUAUGUUAUGGGAGCCCACAUUGGAGUAAGCAUAACGCUAUUCUUAGUGGGACGAUUAAGCCCAUAUGAGUGGGAUAAUCCACAUCCCUGCCGACAGGAUGAACAAGUUCUUGAGAACAGUUUUAGUUUAAUGAAUAGCUUAUGGUUUACAAUAGGAUCUCUUAUGCAACAAGGAUCUGAUCUGGCUCCUAGGGCAAUGUCAACGAGAACCAUUGCAGGAAUUUGGUAUUUUUUCACAUUAAUAAUGAUUUCAUCCUAUACAGCCAACUUGGCAGCCUUUUUAACAGUAGAAAAAGUUAUCUAUCCUGUAGAAAGUGCAGAAGAUUUAGCAAAGCAAACCAAAAUUAAAUAUGGUUGCUUAGGAAGCGGCUCAACAAAAGCAUUUUUCAAGGAGUCAAAGAUUCCUACUUAUCAAAAAAUGUGGAAUUUUAUGAACAAACAUCAAGAAGUGUUCAUGUUAAACAACGAAAAAGGAGUCCAACGUGUCAUGCAAGGCGAUUAUGCAUAUCUUAUGGAAUCAGCAUCUAUUGAAUACAUUACCGAGAGAAACUGUAAUCUUACUCAAAUUGGAGGCUUACUAGACUCGAAAGGCUAUGGCAUAGCCACGAGGAAAGGAUCCACAUAUAGAACACCAUUAUCAAGCGGAAUUUUAAAACUUCAAGAAGAUGGUAUUCUACAUAUUCUAAAAGAGCGUUGGUGGAAGCAGAAAAAGGGUGGCGGCAAAUGUAUGGAUGAUUCCAAAAAGUCAUCUAGUGGAGUAACAGAGUUAGGCUUAGGAAAUGUGGGAGGUGUUUUUGUUGUCCUUCUAACAGGUCUGGCUUUAGCUGCAUUUGUUGCAGUUAUUGAGUUCUUCUGGAAAGCAAGAAGACUUGCUCAUGUUGAUAGAGAACCUCUAUGUAAAGAGAUGUUCCGUGAGCUAAAGUUUGCUCUUUCCUGUCGAAGCUCUACAAAACCAGUUAUUGGAAGGAAACAAGACAAUUGUGGAGAAUUCAGAGUAUCAACUAUACCAGGAUACAGUACCCAGUAUUAAAAAAUGAUUUUUAGGUGCUUUUAGACAUUCAAACAAAGUUGUAUGAAGCAACUUGUGAGACAAACUCUCUUAGCUGACAAAGAAUGUUGGGGCGUUUUAUAAUUACCAUGGAACUUAAGAGUAGUCUUUUUUUAUCACCAGUAACAAAAUGGUUUUAGCCUCUUUUUCAUUAGGUUAAAGUCAUUCAGCCACCGAAACAUUUAUACAUGUUAGAUAAAGUUUUUAUUAUAACCGAACAUAGACUGAAACAUUUUGAAGGAAAUUAUUUGGUGGCAUUUUUGCAAUAACUAUUUUAUAUAACUGAAAAAUCUCAUUUAUCGUCUGUGUUCAUACUGUAAGAUAUUUUAAAUUACAAUUAUUCUAUUGUUUGUGUAAUUUUGAAACCUAAUUUUCUUCUUUAAUCCGAUUUCGAUGUACCUGAAUAAUAUAAACACGAACUAAAUUAUUCAGUCCCGCUUCCAUAGACUAUAAUUCGUUUAUUUUAUUUUUUUAUUAAGUGCUCGCGAUUACUUUUGUGAAAUAUUUAAUUAUAAGUCUACUAUGCCUCAUUUUUAUAAUUGCAAAUGCUUAAUUCGCAAACUAAUAACUACGUAAAAAUUGAGACGACAAAGUUUGUUUGUUUAUAUGGGAGCUAUCAAAACCGUUCCUCUUAAAUCUACCGCAGAAUGCUAAAUCUAAAGGGAAAAAUAUUUUCUAACACAAUUAUCUCAAAAAGCUGUAAAUCGAACUUUAAUCCUGUUUGCAUUCUAUAAAGAAAAAUAAGAU
This is a messenger RNA of Parasteatoda tepidariorum (common house spider), 3500 nucleotides long. Its product is annotated as glutamate receptor ionotropic, kainate 2-like. Gene Ontology annotation, biological process: monoatomic ion transport. NCBI's taxonomy places the organism in Eukaryota, Metazoa, Arthropoda, Arachnida, Araneae, Theridiidae. The record is from RefSeq and is a predicted model, not a curated record. Gene Ontology annotation, cellular component: membrane. Gene Ontology annotation, molecular function: signaling receptor activity; ligand-gated monoatomic ion channel activity.